Mesocricetus auratus (golden hamster) is the source of this 2004-nucleotide messenger RNA. RefSeq names its product LIM homeobox 5 (gene Lhx5). The coding region runs from base 1 to 1209 and encodes 402 amino acids. The transcript has 5 exons. Gene Ontology annotation, cellular component: nucleus. The record is from RefSeq and is a predicted model, not a curated record. Gene Ontology annotation, biological process: neuron differentiation; regulation of transcription by RNA polymerase II. NCBI's taxonomy places the organism in Eukaryota, Metazoa, Chordata, Mammalia, Rodentia, Cricetidae. Gene Ontology annotation, molecular function: DNA-binding transcription factor activity, RNA polymerase II-specific; RNA polymerase II transcription regulatory region sequence-specific DNA binding.
AUGAUGGUGCACUGUGCCGGCUGUGAGCGGCCCAUCCUCGACCGCUUUCUGCUGAACGUGCUGGACCGCGCGUGGCAUAUCAAAUGUGUUCAAUGCUGCGAGUGCAAAACCAACCUCUCGGAGAAGUGCUUCUCCCGGGAGGGCAAGCUGUACUGUAAAAACGACUUCUUCAGGCGCUUUGGCACCAAGUGCGCCGGCUGUGCACAAGGCAUCUCUCCCAGCGACCUGGUGCGCAAGGCCCGGAGCAAAGUCUUCCACCUCAACUGCUUCACCUGCAUGGUGUGCAACAAGCAGCUGUCCACCGGGGAGGAGCUCUACGUGAUCGACGAAAACAAGUUUGUGUGCAAGGAUGACUACCUUAGCUCCUCCAGCCUCAAGGAGGGAAGCCUCAACUCAGUGUCAUCCUGUACGGACCGCAGUUUGUCCCCGGACCUCCAGGACCCGUUGCAGGAUGACCCCAAAGAGACCGACAACUCGACCUCAUCGGACAAGGAGACCGCUAACAACGAGAACGAGGAACAGAACUCCGGCACGAAGCGGCGAGGCCCGCGCACCACCAUCAAAGCCAAGCAGCUGGAGACGCUCAAGGCGGCUUUCGCAGCCACGCCCAAGCCCACGCGCCACAUCCGCGAACAGCUGGCACAGGAAACCGGCCUCAACAUGAGGGUCAUUCAGGUGUGGUUUCAGAACCGAAGGUCCAAAGAACGCCGCAUGAAACAGCUGAGCGCUCUGGGCGCCCGGAGACACGCCUUCUUCCGGAGUCCGCGGCGCAUGCGUCCCCUGGGAGGCCGCUUGGACGAGUCUGAGAUGUUGGGGUCCACCCCGUACACUUACUACGGAGACUACCAAAGCGACUACUAUGCCCCGGGUGGCAACUACGACUUCUUCGCGCACGGCCCUCCAUCGCAGGCUCAGUCCCCGGCCGACUCAAGCUUCCUGGCAGCGUCGGGACCCGGCUCGACGCCACUGGGCGCGCUGGAACCACCGCUGGCCGGGCCGCACGGCGCGGACAACCCCAGGUUCACCGACAUGAUCUCGCACCCGGACACGCCUAGCCCCGAGCCCGGCCUGCCCGGCGCGCUGCACCCCAUGCAGGGAGAGGUGUUCAGCGGCGGGCCCAGCCCGCCCUUCCCCAUGAGCGGCACUAGCGGCUACAGCGGACCCCUGUCGCACCCCAACCCCGAGCUCAACGAGGCGGCCGUAUGGUAAGGCCAAAGGGCCGGGCUGCCCCCUGCCAUCGAGCCCUGAACGCUUCCUGGGUCACCCUCAAGAGUCCUCUCUUGGGUUCGCACCCACUGGGCAACUCUCGCAUCUCCACCCCUCAGAGCUUCGGCGCGAGCCUGCGCAAUUUCUUGGGACCAAAGUCAAUAUUCUGGAGGGUCGAGAUUUCAAGCACACCCUAGAUGCUCCCGGGACCCCCCCGCCCACCAUCACCUCUUUAAAUUAAGAGGGGAUUGAGACCAAGGAGCGGAGACCGUGGCGCUACCCCUCCCUGCGAGCCGAGGCCAUUGUGAAAUCUUAUUUCUCACUCUUUCUCUUAAAAAAAAAAAAGAUAAGAAAGAGAGAGGUUGAAAGGGAGAGAGAGAUGAGGAAAGCCUCAGCCAGAGAAGAAAAAUAGACGACCGUUGGUGAAUGGUGGCUUUGCUGGAAGACAAAUCCACCUGCGAGUUGGCGCCCCCUGGUGGCCAAUCCUGAGGCUCAAGGUCAGCUUGUUAAGGAAGCUGCAUGGUCAAGACCAGGCCAGCCUGGGCCCCAACUCCCUGCUCUUCCAUACCUUGAGCCUGAGGGGCUGGGCAGGAUUCGAACCCUCCCACUCCUACUCUGCCCCCGAGGCAGGCGCCAAGUCGCUGGGCCUUUGCCCAAGGAUCACUCUCCCUGCCCGGGGCCUGGAGGCUGGGCCAUCAGGACAAAACAGUACUAUACUUUUUUGGAAGUCGGACGCUUCUAGUUUCCUUAUUUUGUAUAAAGAAGAAACAAAUAAAGUAUGUUUUUGUGUUUACUGUU